Triplophysa dalaica is the source of this 8019-nucleotide messenger RNA. RefSeq lists its product as uncharacterized. The transcript is spliced from 17 exons. Bases 207 to 1982 code for a protein of 591 amino acids. Lineage: Eukaryota; Metazoa; Chordata; Actinopteri; Cypriniformes; Nemacheilidae. The record is from RefSeq and is a predicted model, not a curated record.
UGUUGCGUCAUAGAGCUUUCAACGUUUUGUUAUGUUUUCAGAAACCUUAUCAGCAGCGUCGACGAGUGAAUUCAGUUUAGUUUAUCUUCCGUAACAGCAACAGCAAAUUAACUUGGUUCAGUGCGAUUUAACGACGGUUGUUUAGUGUUGAUAUAGCAAAUAACAGAUUUUCAAAGCAUUAGUGAGUGAGUAAAGCAUUAGUCGAAAUGAUCAAUAAGGGAUUUAGGCGUUUCAAACGGACCACUGCCACGGCAGAUCAAGUUUAUUCAGGUGAAGGUGAACUGGUCCCGCACCCACCACCCAACGUGACCUCUAGUAAUGAAAUUCUUGAGAGUGAUCGUCGUCCCCCCAUCUUAAAUGAGUCGGAGUGUGGGGAGAUCCUUAGCGGUGUCGCUGUCCCACACCCACCACGCGGCAGAAGAGAUUUCUGCAAAAAAUUUCUCGAAGAGCAUAAGGAUAACCAUUCUCCGUACCGCGAUACAAUUAAUACCUGGUCUAGAAAGUUGCCACAUCACCUUAGCUUGUGUGAUGGGGUCCAGCAACAAGAAUCGAGCAAGUUGAAGCCUGCGGGCUAUAAAAUUCUUCCCCCCAUCUCGAAGAAGAUUGACCCGAGGAAGAUAAUUAACGGUGUUAGGCAACCGAGGCUAAAGGACUGUGUCCCGCAGCCACCACCUAGUGGGACCUCCGAGAUAAUUCCUGCGCCCCAAAAAUUCCUACCCCCUAUCUCAAAUCGGAAGGGUGCUGUUAACAUAGUCUCCCAUCAAUCCACUGCCCUCCCUAUUAAAAAACAAAACGGUGUCCCUGUCCCACACCCUCCAUCCGAGAGGAGUUUACUUUGCAGGAAUCUAAUCAAAGAGCAGAAGGACAACGUUUCGCCACAACGCGAUACGUUUUCCACCUGGUAUAGGAGACCGGUGCAAUUGCCGGAUUUAUUGGACGUAGACGUCUGUGAUCCAGAGCUGCACCCAACUCACGAGACCUCUGAGGUCGCAGAUGUUGAAGUCCUUCAAGCCCCACAGCGAUCUUCUGAGUGGUUUGCAUUUUGCAAAAAUUUUAAAGAAGAAGAACAGAAGGACAGGCCUUCUGCGCGUCAGGAUACCUUCUCCUCCUGGUGUAGGCAACUCCCGAAAGUGAGGAGAAAGGACGGCGUCACAGAUCCCAGUGACUUCAGAUUUUCAAGGCUCUCUCAACUGCCAGAACAUGAGAAGGAAAAGGAUCAUGAGGAGGAAAUUGGUAAACUAAAGUGGGUUUUAAUGGAAGAGGUAAGAAGGGAGCAGGAAAGAAGGAAGAAGAGCCCUAAAUCUCAGCACUGCAAAGACGCUGACUCCCCGCCAGAACAGGAAGAAUCAGAAACAUUUUCCAGACGUCUGGCAAAGGGAUGUUGGGAUCAUCGGUGCUUACAGAGGCUGAUUUCAGACCUUGAAGCUAUUCAGAGAGAAGAAUCGAGAGGUUUAUCUGUGAGCUCUCGGAAACCGAGUGCUUUACUUGUGAGCCCUCCGAAACCGAGGGAUUUACUUGUGAGCUCUCGUAAACCGAGGGAAUUGCUUGAGAUCUCUCCGAUAUACAGGGAUUUACCUGAGAGCUCUCGGAAAUCGAGCGAGUCAUCUCUUAGAUCGGAACGAUCAUCAGCCUCUACAGAUUCCUUGAACACCACAGAUAACGACAAGUUGUUAAGGAAACUUCAUCACCUGCAGACGCAUUUGCACUUCACAUUGAAAUCUUUCAUUGAUGAAAGUCAAAAGGCUCUGGAGAUAGACAGACUCAAUGUUCAUGUGGAUCUAAAGGCUGAACUAGAAUACGUGAGGAUCGAGAAGUCUUUAGAAUUCUAUGGAAACUACAAAGACCUUUGUCUUAACCUCAAGUUUCCUGAGUGGCAAGAAAAGUUCCAUUUGGACCCAGAGGACCCGUUUCACUUCGAGAACCCUCAGGACUUGAUAGACUGGAUUAAGUGCAUAGGAUUGUCCGAUCUUGUGGAGAACUGAGAUCUUCAAAUCAGGCUGCAAUUGAAAAAAGACAGGUCAGGUUUACCCGACAGGUACCCGACAAGUAUUCCGAUUUAUUUUACAUUUCAAACGGCUCACAGUGAAAUGCUAGAAAUGCAACUGGCUGGCGGAUCGUUCGCACCACGCCUCGUCUGACCGUUCCCUAAGAGACGGUUCCACCGUCUUGUUCCUAAACCACGCGCCGGAAACAGUGCGUGGUGAUGAUGAGAUUUUGCAAGCUGUGUUCUUGGGUAUGACAGACCCAUCUUCGAGUCUGAACGGGGCGAUCACAGCGGCUACGUUCUCCGGAAUGUUGCCACAACCCCGUCAGUUCCCUGUGCGUGACCGGCGCCUCGGCGAGGUUGAAUGCUUCAGCGAACGUCGGGGGUGAACGUGGGUUCCCAUGUUUGUUUCCCAAGACUCGACAACGUGCUCUGUCAUAACAUCUGAUAGCUACCUCCGGUCAUCAGAUGCGAAGCCCCCUGGAGCUCCCGCUUCCGGGCGGUCGAGCCCAAGAACAGGCAACGCAGAGAUGACGGCCGUGCUUCCCCUGUCCGGAGAUGCACGUUGAGCUCACUAGCAUGGAGUAUGCCGUUCGCGGCAUGUUCCUGUCUGAUGCGAAGCCCCCUAGAGCUCCCACCUCUGGGUGGUCGAGCUCAAGAGGCAACGCAAAAGUGAUGGCCGUGCUUCGUCGGACUUCCCCGGAGAUCCACGUGGAGCUCAUUAGAUGUGGAGUAUGCCAUCCGCGGCUUGCUCCUGUCUGAAGGGCUCAGGGAGCUGUUACUUUCCUGGACAGUGAAGGUAGCUAAGGGCUAUGUUGACCACCCAGGUCGACUAGCAGCCGUGGUGCACCACGGAUGCUGCCACUUGGAGUCGACCCGUGUCGAGGAGUUAUAAUGCUGUGGGUUAAGCUGCUUUCACCCUCCAUGCUGUGGUAGUCAAUAGGGUCCAAAACGUUAUGGCGACCCAUCGGGUCAUAUGCCAGAGCGUUUGGAUCUGGUUGAUCGGAAGGUCGACCUGGCUGCGCAUCGCCACAGGCCUCGCGCCUUGAGCGACAAAGGUCAGGACGUGUGCCCUGGGUCGGACGAUGUCCACGAUAGUGGUCCAAGGAUCUGUAGCUCAGCAUUGCGCGAUGAAGCUCGGAAGGUUCGCCUUCUAGGGGCGAACCUCCGAUAGCUGAUAGCUACCUCCGGUCAUCAGCUGUGAAGCCCCUUGGAGCCCCCGCCUCCUGGUGGUCGAGCCCAAGAGCAGGCAACGCAGAGAUGACGGCCGUGCUUCCCCGGGCCGGAGAUGCACGUUGAGCUCACUAGACGUGGAGUAUGCUGUUCGCGGCAUGCUCCUGUCUGAUGCGAAGCCCCUUGGAGCACCCGCCUCCUGGUGGUCGAGCCCAAGAGCAGGCAACGCAGAGAUGACGGCCGUGCUUCCCCUGGCCGGAGAUCCACGUGGAGCUCAUUAGACGUGGAGUAUGCCGUCCCAAACAAACAGGGCUGUAUUGUGACACUGUGGAGAUAUUCUAUGGUGAAGAAGCAGACUGUUCCGUGACCCGACCAUCUAUGGAUUAUUGAGGUACUGAGCACAGCCUGCCCUCCAUCAGCCCCGCCUACCCGCGGUAGCCCCUCUGAUACUGUGCCCUCCAAGGAUGGCCCGUCAGCGAUGCGGAGCCUCGCAGGAGGAGGCCUCUACCCUGUUGAGUAACUGCCUCAGAUCGGCCCUGACAGGAGAGCCGUGGGAUGGUGAGUACACUCUCUCUCGGGCUUCUCCCCAGUGAUAUCGCUGCCUUCCACAAUCUCCAUGUGACGUUGCGUCGGGCGGCGGUAACACUAAGCAGGUAAGUAGGCAGAGCAGUCAACCUCUCCGGGGUCCCACCCUGGUGGGGGUCCCACCCCCGGGGUCCCACCCUCUCUCAGCCACUAACCAGCCUCCCUGGCACAGUGAAGCAGAUCAUCCUCCAGUUUUGCUACCACGGCACAAGCCCGUUAUGCAAGCUAGAGGACGAUCCAUCUUGGUUACGCGAUCCAUUUUCGCCAGGCACCUGCCAAGUUCGGGGCAUUCUCCUAAGGGGGAAGCUCCCGUGCUGAGGUUGCUGCUUCUGGCGGGAAGUGCGGUUGAACCUGUCCCUCUAACCGAGGCAUCUUCCGGGCCGGACUUCAUAUUGCCUUUAAGGGGGGAGGCUGCGCCCCUCUCUGUAUCGAGCUGAUAAAGAAGCGCAUCUUGGCGACAAGAUUGGUUGUGGCAAUCGACCCGUAGGUCCGUUACUCUUACGUCUCUUUCUUUCCGCGACAAUUCAUGUUGAAGGAAGAACGUAUCAGUACUGGGUCGGUCCCUGUCUCCACUCACGGUCACGCGGAGCUUGUGCUUCGGCACCUAGACCUUCUGGCAUCCGGAUUAACUGGGAAAGAGCAAGCUCUCCCCAUAAGAGCGGGAGCUCCUCUUAUCUCGGUGUGGAACUAGACUCUGCCCUUAUGCAGCAUGCUCACCCACGAGUUUUCUGCAGUCGGUGUUGAACUGGAUGAAUCUGGUCAGCCGGACUCCGGGUCCCGCUGAUCACUUCAGAGGCUCCUGGGCACGUGGCAUCCUCGAUGGGUAAUCCGCUUGAAUUGAUGCACGUACAGCCACUUCAGCACUGGCCUCCGAGUCGGGUUCCUGGGAUGGCGGCACACCGGCACCAGGCAGAUUGGGCUACGCCUCAGUGUCUACGCACCCCAGACCCUGGUCAGAUCUGACCCUUCUCCGAGCUAGGCCCGAUCGGGUAGGUCCGAGGUGCGUCAAGCACCUCCCUGCGGGGUGGGGUGUAGUGUGCAACGGGGAGUCAGUAUCUGGCAGUGACGGGUUCCCUACUGCCUAGAGUUUUUUGGCAGUCCCCUUGGCACUAGACCUCUAGUGCAGGACAAAGCAUGCUAGUCUGGUCGGGCAGCACGACUGCCGUGGCGUACAUCAAAAGCAUACGCUCACAGCAGAUGAACUCGCCCGAUGCCUCCUCUUACGAAGUCAGCAGGAUGAUCAAUCAAAAGUCAGAGAAAAGUGGCCUCACGUACUGUAGUUGCGCCUUACUGGCCCAACCAGACUUGACUCUCAGACUUCUCAGUUCUGAUAACAGCCCCCUCUGGCCGAUUCCCCUGACGAAGCCUUCUCGCAGGGGAAGGGCACGGUUGGCACCCCAGGCCAGACCUCUGGAAUCUCCAUGCCUGAUCCCCAGAUGGGCGGAGGAUGCCUGGAGUGGCCUGCAGUGACGGUCUGACCGCCCUGCCGAAGCCCCACCACUUGGCGUGUGCACGCUUAUAGGUGGCGCCUCUUCUCGCCCUAGUGUUCUCCCCACAGCGAGAACCCACGGAGUUGCUUGAUCCGGUCAGUGUUGACCUUUCAGAGACUAGAGAGUAAUCUCUCCCCAUCCACGUUGAGAGUGUAAGCAGCCGCUAUUGCCGCUCAUCACGAUCGCCUGGAGGGUAAGUUUCUUGGUUAACAUAACCUGGUCACUAGGUUUCUCAGGAGCGCGACUCCGGCCGCGACCUAAUGGACCACCAUUAGGUCCUACAUGGCCUUUGGGCCUGUGAGCCCCUCGGAGACGCCUCUCGUUCUUAUUACGAUGAAGGCCGCUCUUGAUUGCGCUUGCCUCUGUAAGAGGGUAGGGACCUCCAGUAUUCUUCGUGUCCCAUGGGUUCCUGGAAAUUGGGCGGUAGUCUCUCUGAGAUACCGGCCCGGUUACGUGCCCAAGGUUCCCACACUCCCUGCCGGGUUCAGGUGGUGAACCUGAACCUCCGAAAGGAACCAGUGCCCUACACCGUAAUAUGUAGGACAGGCAUCUGGCCUGGGCGUACGCCUGCGAAAGUGCCUUCUUCCCUCUUUAGGUAAGUACAGUGCGCUAUGUAGUCUCCGUAUUUCACUAGAAAUCUGGUAACGGACCGGGCGGUCUGUUAGAACCAUGUCCAGUACUGGCAGUGUCGCCCCUACUUAGGUGGACCCCUAUACUAGUACUAUUGCCCCAUACGUAGUGACUCCCCCAUUGGGUAGUCCCGUAUGUUGAUUUCUUCACUCCUGAUUCCCCUGUUGGCAAAUCUGUGACCUCCCCUCCGGUGGCACACCCACCUUGGCUGGCCCCCUACGGCCGGGAAUUUGACAGCACAAAGGGUGAUAAAUGACCGCCGCCAUCUUCCUUUUAUAUCCGUAUGUAUGGGGCGGAGACUGGCGUGGGCGCGCCAUUAGCGUUUUAGUUUUAUCUCGAGAUGAUAGGUUCUCAGAAUUAAACCCCAGUCUGUCCCUCAACACAACGUCUCGUUCCCUCCAUCAGGGAACGAAGGUUACAGACGUAACCAGACGUUUUGCUCUCAGGUUCAGGACAUACUGAAUUUGGUUCUUACUAUCUGGGGUCCGUCCUCCCAAGCUUCCCUUAGUAAGUCUAACACCCCACGAGGCUGACGUCCAUAGAGUAACUUGAAGGGGGAAAACCCUGUGGAGGCUUGGGGGACCUCUUGUACCGCAAAUAACAGGGGUUCCAUCCACCGAUCCCAAUUUUUGGCGUCUGCGUGCAUGACUUUACGGAUCAUUGCCUUCAAUGUGCAAUUUAAGCGUUCGACCAGCCCGUCUGUCUGUGGGUGGUGGACACUGGUACGAACUGCUUUAAAGCCCAAUAGCCCGUAUAACUCGCGGAGGGUCUGUGACAUGAACGCCUUGCCUUGAUCCGUGAGAACCUCCUUCGGGAUUCCCAAGCAGGAGAUGAUUCGAAACACUCUUAGCCGAAAUGCUGCAGAGAGCUACUGCUUUGGGUUAUCGUGUUGCAUAGUCUACUACAACCAGUGCGAAACGUCUCAUGGAGUUAUCAAAGUAUAUAAUAAUAGGCUAUUGAAAUCAUUUAAAUGUGCAUUUAUUUAAUAAGAGAUCACUAGUGUAAUAUAUGCAUUAGACAUAUUGCUUAUGUUUAUAUUUUGCCAGCACAGUUUAAAAACACAAAAAGAAACAUUUAUUAAUAUACUGACAGAAAAAAGAACAGAACGGCAUAUUUUAGAGAAGAUGUUUAUUGCACAUAUCUUUUGAACAUAUUAUAACAUUUCUUCCUAUAAUACAACAUACUGUAACAAUGCAAUGUAACGUACCGGCCGGUCUUGCAGGUGUUAAACGUACAACAUGCAUUUGACUGAUGAUCCGGGAAGCGGAUUCUUUAAUCCAAUUAAUUUGUGAGAAACAGAACAGAAAGAUGGCCAACUGAUUUAACAGGAAAGGUUGUCAAACUCUACAAGGCAUUUCAAUCAGAAAUUGAGCAAAAAGAUUAGAUAUGCCUAGAAUAGUGCUUCUCAAUUUGGCCCGCAAAAUCCAUUUUCCUGCUGAAUUUAGCCCCAACUCUGAAAAAACCCACCUGAACUAGCUAAUCAGCGUCUUUAGGAAUAGAUUCUUGCAACUCAUAAGGAUACUUCAUCCUAAAAAAUACAAUUUCGUUUUUUUUAUUUCGCUCCCAGACCAUCUGAGAUGUAGGUGAUAUUUUUUCUUGAGUAGAAAAUCUUCUUUUGAGUAAAUCCGCAGCCCUCUGUGCUUCAUAUAAUUGAUGUGAAUGGCUGCCAUCAAGAGUUGUAAAAGCACAUAUAUCCAACAUAAGCACGAUCCCUGUGACGCCUGUAUGGAAAGCCAGCAGGAUCACAAUUCGCCUGCUUUGGAUCACCAUAUUAAUAUUAAAACGUUGAUUUCUUUUCGGCGGGUUUGUCUUUCAUUUCUUUUUCUUUCUUUCUUUCAUUUCUUUCUUUUUCUUUCUCCGACUUCCCGUAGACCAUGCAAACCAAUAAGAGGAGAGGCUAUGUAUAUUAGCUAAUAAAUUUGCAUUUUGAGUGACGUGUGACGUUAACUUAAUGUCGAUCGGUGCACGGCGUUACUUAAACGUGUGGCGGCGUAUGACGUUAAUUUAGCACCAGGCGGCGUUAAGAAAUCGGCGUUUUAAUAUUAAUACGGCGAUCCAAAGCAAGGAAAUUGUGAUCCAGUAUCAAAAGUCAACAGUAUCACAAUUUGCGUGCUUUUGGAUCGGCGUGUUUAAGUAACGCCGGGCACCGAUCGACGU